This is a messenger RNA of Ostertagia ostertagi, 759 nucleotides long. NCBI's taxonomy places the organism in Eukaryota, Metazoa, Nematoda, Chromadorea, Rhabditida, Trichostrongylidae. The record is from the annotation of a GenBank genome assembly.
CUCAGCUAUCUCGAUUUAUCCGGCAAUUUCAUCACCACCGUCGACGUUGGCUCAUUCGAACCACUUCAAAAACUCGAAACACUCAUCUUUGGAGAACGAAACUACAUCAAUGAUUCCGUUGUCGAAGCUAUAGUAACGCUCAAGUCGCUUAAGACACUCGACCUCUCUCGCGCUGAUGGGAUAUUCGAGCCACCUACGGAGAUUUUUGAUGCGCUACCGCACCUCGAAGUACUUAAACUGAGCGGAUGUAGUGUGUCGUCUCUAGAACCUGGAACAUUUGCAGCGCUGAAAAAUCUGAAGGAGCUAGAUCUGCGAGUGAAUCUCAUCCAGAACGUCUCUGCAUAUGCGUUUGAUGGACUGUCUGAGCUUAACAGACUUUCACUCGCUGGAAACUACAUCAGGAAAAUUGAAAAACAAAUUUGGACUGGACUCGACAAUCUCAAGGAAGUUGAUCUCGGAUGGAACGAAAUCAAGGAGCUGUCAUCUGAUGCAUUCGCACCUCUGACUAGCAGUCUUGUAACGCUCAACGUUCGCCACAAUCCAUUGAAGACCAUGCCUCCUACCGGACUUAAGAAUUUGCAAUCACUGUUUCUCAGCGAGUGCCCAUUAGUAAGCCUUGGAUCUGAACUACUAAAAGACUAUCCCGCAUUAGAGGUACUUCUGGAAGACGUGGCAAGCAGCACUUUAAUUCAUGGCAUUGCUAAAAUCUCAAAAUAUCAGCUACCUUCCAUCAACACCAUUACCUGCAAUGGUUACUAG